GAGACAGAGGCAAAGACACACCGAGGACAGAGGAGCGUGCAACGGACUGGACCUGCGCUGAAGCCGCUACACGCGUGUCAUCUGAGCCCCUGCUCCGGAUAAAGACUUUGGCUUUAGUCUGAACAAUCGGAUUAUCUUUGAGCGGCAUUGUGCCAUAGAGCCCCGUUCUCCUCGACACUGCCCGGGACCAUGUUAGUGAGCGCGCCCCUCUUGGCCACGCUCGUGCUGCAGCUCAGCGGCUGCCUCGGCUCCUACGUCCCGUGUGAACCGUGCGACGAGAAGACGCUGUCCAUGUGCCCGCCGGUGCCCAUGACCUGCCAGCUCGUGAAGGAGCCGGGCUGCGGCUGCUGCCUCACGUGCGCGCUCGCGGAGGGCCAGGCGUGCGGUGUGUACACGGGCACGUGCACCAAGGGUCUCCGCUGUCUGCCCCGGAGCGGAGAGGAGAAGCCCCUGCACGCGCUGCUCCACGGCCGAGGCGUUUGCACCAACGAGAAGGGCCACAAACCCGCUCCUCCUCCGCCAGAUCGUGAGUCCAGAGAGCACGAGGAGACCAUGGGCCCCGAGGUCACAGAGGAACUGGCCCCGGCCAAAGUCCCCCUGCUGCCCAUCGUCAACAGUAAAAAGGUCCACGCUCUGCGCAAGGAACAGAAGCGGAAGCUGGGGAAGCAGAGGUCUAUGGGCACUCCCAUGGACUACUCCCCUCUGCCCAUCGACAAGCACGAGCCCGAGUUUGGCCCGUGCAGGAGGAAGUUAGACGGCAUCAUUCAGGGCAUGAAGGACACAUCUCGGGUCUUUUCUCUGUCUCUGUAUCUGCCCAACUGUGACCGCAGGGGCUUCUUCAAACGCAAACAGUGCAAACCUUCCCGUGGUCGUAAGCGGGGGAUCUGCUGGUGCGUGGACAAAUACGGCGUCCAGCUCCCGGGGACGGACUACAGCGGCGGGGACAUCCAGUGCAAAGACCUGGAGAGCAGCAGCACGAACAACAACGAGUGACGGACACGGGACUCAAACAGACUUAUGGACCCAAGACCCACCUGACCCACAGCUCUGCCCACAAACUCACACCUCCAAGCCCCCAGUCCUCCGCCAGACCUCCCUACAGGAACCCGGAAGUCUCAAAACGAUGGCAUCAGGCUGAAAAAGUUGUGAUUUUUUUUCUUUUUUGUUGUCUUUUUUUUUUUUUUUUUCUUUAUUCGUUUGUGGUCGACCAAGCACUCAUCGCGACGGAAUGAGCCGACUGGACUUUCCCGCACACUUUGGAUAUGUUUUGGAACGCUGGGGCCUUUUUUUUUCAAGCAACAGUUUGGAUUUUGUGAUUCUGAAACUGCGACAAAAACAACAAAAAUGUCAAGUAUUGGACAAAUCUUUUGAAAAAAAAAAAUACUGGACUAGCCUGGUCAGCCAUCAGUGAAAUCAGCUUCUUGGUUUGAUGAAUUUUUCCAACUGGAUCCUUUAACGCAACUGAAACGGCAUAAAACCAAACAGCAAAUAUCUUUUUUUUUGGUGAAUUUGAACCAUUUUUGUCAAACCGCAUUUAUUUUUUUAACAACAUUGGAAUUGGAAACAAAGAACAAAAAUGAUUCUGAAACUGAAUGCUUAUGGCAACCCAGGCUAGUCACAAACACUGUAGGAUUCCAUCGUGAUUUGGGUUUAUCAAAAAACAUUUAAAAAGAAAUCUAGAGAGAAAAAAUAUUAAGAAUUUUGCGGUUUA
Boleophthalmus pectinirostris (great blue-spotted mudskipper) is the source of this 1711-nucleotide messenger RNA. Its product is annotated as insulin-like growth factor-binding protein 5. Gene Ontology annotation, molecular function: insulin-like growth factor I binding; fibronectin binding; insulin-like growth factor II binding. The transcript has 4 exons. Gene Ontology annotation, biological process: regulation of insulin-like growth factor receptor signaling pathway. NCBI's taxonomy places the organism in Eukaryota, Metazoa, Chordata, Actinopteri, Gobiiformes, Gobiidae. The record is from RefSeq and is a predicted model, not a curated record. Gene Ontology annotation, cellular component: extracellular region. Bases 190 to 993 code for a protein of 267 amino acids.